AUGGGCGAGGCAAGUCGGGAGCAUUUCCACGGCUCAAGACAGCUUGACAAGAGGAAAAGACGGUCCAGAUCUUUUGUAUCCACUUGUGCUGGUACCAUCCAGUUUCUCCAAUUUUGUUUCUUUCUGGUUGUGACCCAUCCCAAGUUCUGCCAUGGCUUUGUGGCUUCUACCAAUCCCCACGAUCAGUACACCCAGAGAUCCACAAGAGUCUUAUUUGUGGCUUCCAAACCUCCUCCCCUAUCCACUACUACUAGUAGUGAUACUAGUACUAGUACUGAUACUGAUACCCAAGUGGAAUAUUUCCAGUCUCUGACCGUCAAGGAACUCAAGCAACUCGUCAAAGAACAAUCUACACUAGAACGAGGAGUCUUGUCCAAACUCAAGAAAAAACAAGAUUUUAUUGAUUAUCUCAUGAUACAACAAUCACAACAACAACAACCACAGCAAUCACAACCUUCAGAAGAUGAUGGCAAUACUAAUGAUGAAAUAAUACUUCCAGCCAGUGACCUGAUACAGAAACUCAUGGACCAAGCAUUGGCCAUUACAGAGCAACUGGAACUUGUACAAGGGGAUGAAGACAAAGAACUGGAACUCAUGGAGCAACUAGAAGCAUUGGAAGAGCAAGUCGAACAACUGGAAACCAAACAAUCCACACAAAAUCAACAAGAUGAAGAAGAUGAUGAAUUUGAUGAGGAUGAGGAGGAAGAAGAAGAAGAAGAAUAUGAUGAUGAGGAAGCUGAAUAUGAUGAGGAGGAUGCUGAUGACGAAGACUUGGAUGAAGAGGAGGAUGAUGAGGAAGAUGACACUUCCAGUCCAACUGCAUCCAUGCAUAGGACCAAACCGUCAGGCGGUCCACUGAAAAUGCCAGCAUUUACCCGGGAUGAUGAAGAAGAAAUUGUUACUGUGCAUGAAGAGCACAAAAAUGCAGACAGCGUGAUGAAAGUAAAUGGGAGUACCACAAAUAACAAUGGUGCCGUCGAGCCAACCAAAUCAAUCAACGACAACAAUAACCACAUGAGUGGCCACAGGAAGAAAACCCAAGUGAUGGAACAAUUGUUUCAGCGAUAUCCUCCUCUUCGAGAACAAUAUGACGCGCAACAGCAGGAAGCUGAACGACAAGCAUCUGACAAUGAUGAUGAUAACAACAAUGACAGCAACAGCAACAGCGGUUCCGACGAGGACAUGCGACAAUUACACCAUCCCAUUUUUCAAAGCACCAAACACGUCGCCAGCUCGGAUAUGGACAUUGUUUUUGUCGGUACGGCCAGUUGUACUCCGGGUGUCACACGAGGCGUUUCGUGUACCGCUCUACGAUUGAAUUGGUCACGACGAGGGGUGUUUAAAGAAGAUCCCAAUGCUCAUGCCAAGAGCGAAUUUCGGGGUGGAACUUGGUUGUUUGACGUGGGAGAAUGCACCCAACUUUCCGUCCAACGAACGUCAUCGGUCAAACCCAGCAAAAUCACCAAAAUAUUCUUGACGCAUGCCCACGGCGAUCAUACAUUUGGAUUGCCCGGUCUCUUGUGUUUGAUGGGACAGGAUCGGGCCAGUCCUAACAAUGCCAAUGUGCAACAACAAGAAGAACCACGCGUGGUGGAUAUUUACGGUCCACAAGGAUUGCGCAAGUGGUUGCGGGUGGCCAUUCGGUAUUCCGUCAGUCGCAUCGUUCCGCCCUAUCGGGUACACGAACUCCACAAUGUACCCAUGGCACCCGAAUGGCAGUGGAAUUCACGGGCAUCGCGGUUUUACUACAAUUUGAAACACAACAACAAUCGCGGCGGCAGUAGUAGUAGAAAGCCGUGGGGGAGUCAAGGAUUGGCCGGAGAAGAUCCUCAAAAUUGGAUAUCGCAGGCCGACCGGAUUGCAUUGGAGCCGUCCACGCAAUAUGGAGAAGUCCAAGGAGGAAGAGACAUUUAUCCCAUCUAUGGUCACCCUCUAUCGACCGACGGUGCUCCAGUGUGGGAGGUGGAAGAUGAAGGAGACGUGAAAAUACAUGCUGCACCCAUGUCGCAUGGGAUUCCGUGUGUAGGUUACGUGGUCGAAGAAGCUAGUAGACCCGGUCGCUUGCGCAAUGAAAUCGUCGAGCCAAUGGUUCGCAGAAAUGUCAAGGCCCUCAAAGAAGCGGGCUUUAACAUUCCCAUGAAAGCCAUGGCCGUCAUCAAAAACUUGCCGGUGGGGUCCGCCUUUACAUUUCCCGAUGGGACCAGCAUUAGUCAGGAAGAAGCUGUCGAGGCUCCACGGAAAGGACGCAAGGUCGUGAUUUGCGGCGACACGGCCAGUAGUCGGUCAUUGGAAAAGCUGGCACAGGAUUGCGAUGUCCUGGUACACGAAUCCACGAAUGCCUAUCUGAAAGGAAUUGAUCGAGACACCAAUCUGCGUAUGGUCACUCGUGAUGCUGUCAUUCAUGGUCAUUCGACUCCCGAAAUAGCUGGUUUGUUUGCCAAACGAGUUGGCGCCAAGCGCCUGUUGUUGAACCAUUUCAGCGCCCGCUACAAGGGUGACCCGUCACUGGAUAGCAUGUCCAUCAUGACGCGCAUAGAACAAGGGGCCAUGGCAGCGAGCGGCUUGAAUGAGACCAACGUGGCAGCAGCUUGGGAUCUUAUGCUACUGCCAAUCCCGGCUCACCAGCAAUGA
This is a messenger RNA of Seminavis robusta, 2631 nucleotides long. The record is from the annotation of a GenBank genome assembly. Lineage: Eukaryota; Bacillariophyta; Bacillariophyceae; Naviculales; Naviculaceae.